Molecule: messenger RNA, 578 nt
Organism: Xenia sp. Carnegie-2017
Lineage: Eukaryota; Metazoa; Cnidaria; Anthozoa; Malacalcyonacea; Xeniidae
Exons: 2
Coding region: 60-530 (156 amino acids)
Source: RefSeq, a predicted model, not a curated record
GUAAACCUACAUUACCUUAUGUAUUUGUUGGCAAUGCUGCUUUUCCUCUUCAUGUUAAUAUGAUGAGACCUUACCCAGGUAAUAACCUUGACAAUCCCAAGAAAAUUUAUAACUACUGCCAUUCCAGAGCUAGAAGGGUAAUUGAAAAUGCCUUUGGUAUCAUGACUGCUAGAUGGCGAAUUCUUGGAAAACCAAUGGAAUUUUACCCUGAGAAAGCUGUUCAAAUUGUGAAGGCAUGUGUUGCACUUCACAAUUUCUUGUUAUUUACUGAUGCUGCUAAUAUACCUAGCACUAGAUAUUCCCCUCCCAAUUUCAGUGAUUCAACCACUGCAUCUCACGAAGUCCUCCCUGGAGAUUGGAGACAUGUUGCGGGUUCACAAAACAUUUUUCAGAAUAUUAAAAGACUUUCAAGUGCUCGUGCUUCUAGAGCUGCUACAGCAACCAGAAAUGACUUUAAAUCAUUUUUUAUGUCUCCUUUGGGAAAACUACCAUGGCAAGAUCAUGUAAUACAACGAGGUUUUCUUAAAUAAAUGAAUAUUUAAUUGUAUGAAAUAAUAAAUUGUUACUUAUAAAACAUA